This is a messenger RNA of Clonostachys rhizophaga, 657 nucleotides long. NCBI's taxonomy places the organism in Eukaryota, Fungi, Ascomycota, Sordariomycetes, Hypocreales, Bionectriaceae. The record is from the annotation of a GenBank genome assembly.
AUGGAUCACAGCGGCCAUACCGGAAUGGACAUGUCGUCCAUCACCAGCACCAUCGCCGACAUGACCAUGGGCGCAACCGCCACCGUCAUGAACAUGGCCACCUCAACAGCCACAGACAGCAGCUCGACCAUGGACCACUCCAGCAUGUCCGGCGACGACAGCAUGAGCAUGGGCGGCUGCAAGAUCAACAUGAUGCUCAACUACUACACCAUCGACGCCUGCUUCAUCAGCGAGGACUGGAAGAUCACCUCCCAGGGCAUGUUCGCCGGCUCCUGCAUCGGCGUCGUCUGCCUCGCCGUGUUCCUCGAGUUCCUCCGCCGCGCCGUCAAGGAGUACGACAGACUGCUCGUCAAGCAGCACAUCGCCAAGCACGAGGCCGCCAGCGCCGGCUCCGGCUCGAAGGACAGCGCGGCCCCCGCGUCCACCGCCAUCCCCCCGUUCAGGCCAAACUUCUGGCAACAGGCAGUCCGCGCCAUUCUGCACACUGCUCAGUUUACCGUCGCCUACUUCAUUAUGCUUCUUGCCAUGUACUACAACGUAUACAUCCUCGUUUCCAUCUUCCUCGGUAUCCUCGUCGGAAGCUACUUCUUCCAAUACGAGACCCUUGACUUUGCUCAACAAAAUGGGGCCCGAGAGCCCACCGUAUGCUGCGGAUAG